Fusarium odoratissimum NRRL 54006 is the source of this 855-nucleotide messenger RNA. RefSeq lists its product as uncharacterized. The transcript has 3 exons. The coding region runs from base 1 to 855 and encodes 284 amino acids. The record is from RefSeq and is a predicted model, not a curated record. Gene Ontology annotation, cellular component: nucleus. Lineage: Eukaryota; Fungi; Ascomycota; Sordariomycetes; Hypocreales; Nectriaceae.
AUGAGGCUACAAGCAAACUUGGAACAAUUCUGUCUAGCAACCAUCCAAACGUGUAUCCUUGUCGCAAAUGCUUCCUCUGCCAAUCUGAACCCAGAAAGCGAAGCUUUGUAUUUUGAUCGAUGGUGCUCCUCGGCUUCUGGGCUUCCACGACAAAUCCAGGACAACGACUAUGCGGUUGAUCUCCCAAUUGACGAGUCCACCUUCCAACAGCCUGAAUUCAGACUUCGUGGAUCAACGGGUUCGACCUUGGGCAUAUGGGCGUACAAAAUCAUGCUGGCCAAGAUAUUUGGCCAUAUUCAAGAUCUCAAUCGCUGCAACGUUGUACGUGGCUUGUGUCAGCAGGACUUUGAUGGUCACGUCAAACUACUAGCUGAACAGCUUGACGACUGGGUGCUGAAUCUCCCAUCUCACAUGCAGCUCUCAGACCGGAAUAUCCGUGAGCAUUGUUCCAAGGGACUCGGGGGCACCUUUAUAGACCUCCAUCUUGACUUACACCACUAUGCGACGCUGCUUUUCUUCAAUUACCUGGAAUCCCGACGGCUGUAUUCCUCCAACAAACUGCACUAUUCGCAGCUUUGCAAGUCACACGCGUUUCGCUUUUCCGAGCUGUUGCAGAUUUCACGAGAAAGAAAGGGAUGCGAAGCGGUCCAUGCUGCCGUUGGGCAUAUGGCCAUCGUAUCUUCGGCGGUACUAGUGCACGUGCUACUUAUGGGUGAGGUUGGCGAGCUUGAAGCUGCAAGAAGUGGUUUAAUCUCCAACUUCAAGACUCUACUCGAACUGAAAAUGUUCUGGCCGAGUUUGGAAAAACUGGGGUCUGACAGAUCUCUCGCCUGUCACUGUUUCAGAGUGCCUUGA